UCCUUGUUGUGCCCUACCUGUGCCUGUCUGAUGUUAGCCUGUUAGUAUGCACCUAUUGUUAACAUAGUUAACGUUGUAGGGCGGCGGUGUUUAACCAGCAAUACCUUACUGGUGACUUAUUAUGGCCGUGUUGGCUGUCUGUUUAAUUGUUUUGUAAAUCCUCUAACUUGGUACAUUUACGUUUAAGGCGUAGCGGAAUGCGCUACAAUGAUUGAAGGGGAAACUUAAGGUUGGCUUGCAGGGACGCAGCUCGCAUUCCGUUGCAUACCACACAGCCCGUGUGCGUGUUCCGACAAGCAGCCGGUGCUUUUAGCACUGACUGAGAGCAGUAAUACACCCUCGAGCACAACACCGAGAAGACAAAGGGAGCUGCAACUUAUUGUAUAUGUUCUAGAUGGGCAGCAUUGUAAGCAGGAGCGCGAUAAUCACUUUGCUGCAAAGUUGUCCCACUGCAACUAGACAUCACUGCCAAAUUGCAAGAACAGCAUUUGUGUGUUGGAUCAAAGAUUGAUGAUCUUCAGUAGAAGUGCCUGCUGACUGCUGAGUUCUGGACACUGUGAUGGAAAAUCCUGACGAUGAAGUCGACCUGCAACACAGCACAACAGGGGGUGAAGAAGGAAACUCUGGUGAAGGAUCGCCUGCAAGCAAACGCAAAGGGAGGUUGUCCAAAAUGGGAAAUAUCUUCAAGCCCUGGAAAUGGCGAAAGAAGAAGACAAGCGAGAAGUUUACCGAAACAUCUAUAGCUCUAGAAAGAAAAAUUUCUGUUAGAAAAAGUCGCCAAGAGCUGAUUGCAAGAGGAGUUCUAAAGGAAAUCCCAGAGAAUGACAAUGUGAACCACUCCAAAGCUCUGCCAGUCAAAAAUGGGCACCCUGUGCCAGUGGACAUGGAGGGGGUGUCAGAGGCGGGGGUGCGACUGUCUCAAGGGGAAUCGGACAUGAAGCCGAAUCCUGUUAAGCUGCCCCAGGCAGAUGAACGUCGAAGCAGAAUACCAUCUGAUCCCUCUCGGAGUAACCGUGCACCUCUAGAUGUGGACUCUCACACACGGCUUUCUGUGGACGUAGACAGACGAAGCCGUCUGCCAUCGGAUGUCCCUAAGGGGGGAGGAUCUUUAUCCCGAGGACCUCCUCAAGAAGAUAGAUGUCGCAGAGAAGAGAGGAGAGAUGGAAAAGAUGAUAGAGAAGAAAGAGGAAGGAAGGACAGGGAAGAAGUGGAAAGACGGGAAUGGCAAGAGGAAAGGGAAAGGGAUGGGGGUGUUGACCGGAGGGAAUACAGAGACUUCAGAGAAAGGCGCGACAAGAGAGAUGAAAGGACGGACAGAGACAACAGGGAAAGGAGAGAUCGCGAGCUAAGAGAAAGGAAGGAUCGGGAUGAGAGGGAGCGCAGAAAUCGUGAGGAAAGAGAAAGGAAGGAUCGGGAAGAGAGGGAGCGCAGAAAUUGUGAGGAAAGAGAAAGGAAGGAUCAGGAGGAGAGGGAGCGCAGAAAUUGUGAGGAAAGAGAAAGGAAGGAUCGGGAGGAGAGGGAGCACAGAGAUCGUGAGGAAAGAGAAAGGAAGGAUCGGGAGGAGAGGGAGUGCAGAGAUCGUAAGGAAAGAGAAAGGAAGGAUCGGGAGGAGGGGGAGCGCAGAGAUCGUGAGGAAAGAGAAAAGAAGGAUCGGGAGGAGGGGGAGCGCAGAGAUCGAGAUAAGAGGGAAAGGAGAGAGAACCGAGAUGACAGAGGUAGAGAAGACAGGGAGAGGAUAGAUGCCCGAUUAGAGAGAAAUGACCAAGAGGAAAGGGUCAGGAAAAAUGAAAGAGAGCAACGAGAUGAGGAGAAGGAGAGGGGAGAAAAGCUGGAUGUCAUGCGGCCCUUAGUCAGGCCGGUCUCUGAGAUAGACGUGCGGCCUGCUCUAAAGAAGAGCUCCUCAGAGGAGAACAAGAAGGCUUGUCCUGCCUCAGAAGCUGAUCGGAGGAGUACCCUGCCCAGAUACACCCCAGCCACAGAGUUUAGAGAACGAUCGGAUUCCACUGGUGUCCGCUUCAUCCCUGACCGCCAUCCAGCACCUGACUCUCAGCAAGAACUUCCACCACCCAAGCAGGCACUGCUUCCCCCGAAAUUCCUUGCUGCUCCUUCCACUGAGUCUGGCAGGAGUCCAACCCCGUCCCCUUCUUCACCCUCUGCCUCUUUCUCCUCCUCCUCUUCCUUGUCCUCUGCUCCUAUAACUGUGGCCAAGCCACUGCGGACAGUCUCCCUACAAGUCGAGGACCCACCUCGACCCUCCCUCACUGCCGCUUCGUCAGGAGACGCUGACAAGCCACCCCCUGUCCCUCCCCAUGCCAAGCAGCCCCCUGUCCCUCCACCGAAACCCACAAACCGCAACAGCAAUCCUGCACUGCUUGCAGAGCUUCCACAGCCUGGCAGCGGUGUGAUCACAGUCACAGCACCAGCUAAACCCUCUCCACCAACCCCACCAAAGAGGAUGACCCCCGUCACCAAGCGCCAUUCCACAGAUCCUUCCCCUCCCAGUCAGGUUCCAGAGUCUGUCACCACUGACCCAGCUGCUGCCCCUGCACCAGGGACCCCUGUUGUCCUUAGAGGAGAUAACAGUGAGGACAAGACAAAUGCAGCAGCUCCUCAGACCUCCACUGAGCCACCAUCUUCACCACCCUCCCAUAUACCUCCAUCUCCUCCCAGGGUUCAAUCUCUUCAGCCACCCGGCACCACCUCCUCUGGUCCUGUGCCCACUAUACAAGCCGACCCCCCCAGCCCAACCACAGAGCCUCCCAGCCAGCCUCCAGCCAUCCCCCUACACAUCCUGAUCAAGAAAGCCCUGGCCAGCCCUGGCCCCAUUCAGCCCAACCCAGAUGGCUCCCAAAGGGCCCACUCGCUACUGUUUGAGACUCCUCCAGACAUCUUCACUGAGGCGGGGGUCAACUCGCGUUACUCUCUCCCCGUCACCAUCGAACCUCUUAGGCUCCCAGAAGAUGAUGACUUUGACAUUGAGGAGGAGAUGCGGAAGCUUCACCCUCAGAGGCCUCCUCGUCAGCCUGAGCUAGAACCCCGCAGUAGGAGGGCUUUGAUUGUAGACAGCAGAGUCAGUGUCAUCCCAGAGGGCGUAGGCCCCGAGGACAGCGAAGAGGAGUCUGACUCUGAUGGCCCUGUACUGUACAGAGAAGAUGAUGAUGAUGAUGAUGAAGAAGAUGAGGAAGUCCCUACAAGUGGUCUGGCGAGCCGUGUGAAGAGGAAGGACACGUUGGCCUUGAAGCUGGAGAGAGAGGAGAGGAGCGCUCAGGAGAACCAUGACAACACGAGCUGGCACAAUACGGAGCAGUGGGUGGCAUUGAGGAGCAAGAUCAGCACCACGCUGACACGGCGGCUCAGUCAGAGGCCAACAGCAGAAGAGCUGGAACAGAGGAACAUCCUUCAAGCCAAGAAUGAAGCGGAUCGACGGUUAGAGAGGUCCGAGAUCAAACGGAGGCUCACGAGAAAGCUGUCCCAGAGACCCACAGUGGCCGAACUCCAGGCCAGGAAGAUCCUGCGUUUCCACGAGUAUGUUGAGUGCACUGAGGCCCACGACUAUGACCGGCGAGCAGAUAAACCAUGGACCAAACUCACUCCUGCAGACAAGGCUGCCAUCCGCAAGGAGCUCAAUGAAUUCAAGAGUUCAGAGAUGGCGGUCCAUGAAGACAGCAAAAUCUAUACCCGGUUCCAUCGGCCCUAGCUGUCCACGCUGACCAGUAAAGCACUUAGUCUGGGAGAGGUGAGGAGGUGCAAGCUCUUCUCCCUAUUAUGGACUGAAAAUGUGGCUCAGUUGUUUUGUUUUUCUGAUUGCCUGCUAACCUGCUUCAGCUGAAGACUGUUUUGUUUUGUUCAGCUGCUGCUGAAAAAAACAUGAGCCUAGGUGAACGAAGCCACAAGUGAGUUCAGCCACAGCUGGUUCUCAGAUUCCAGUGCUUACACUGUGGAGUUCAGGACAGGACCAGUUUGUUGGUGUGCCCAUGUUGGAAGUGCCCAGUGCCAACACUAAAAGAGCGAGGACUCCCACCUCCACCCCUGUGCUGGAGUUUCAGAAAGAGUUGGAUGGAACGGGAAGCUUAAUUCACGCCGUUGCCCCCUCAGGAAACCACUCUCACCAUGCCUUCACCUGCCUUCAUAAUGCAUGUUUUCCCUUCCUUGCAGAACAGGAAGGCUGCACAUAAAGAGAGCCUAUGGUGGACCCUGUUAGCACUGUUGAUGGUACCAACAAACUAAUCUGAACUUUGUUGAGCACUGUUUAUAUGUGCUUGUUGGGUACUACAGAUUUUUAUUCAACGGUGUCACACAGCCUCAGCAUUAAUCCUCACAUGACCUGUGUUCAAAGUGUGGAAGACUUUGAUACAGCACUGUUU
Molecule: messenger RNA, 4364 nt
Organism: Monopterus albus (swamp eel)
Lineage: Eukaryota; Metazoa; Chordata; Actinopteri; Synbranchiformes; Synbranchidae
Gene: phactr4a
Product: phosphatase and actin regulator 4a
Exons: 15
Coding region: 560-3697 (1045 amino acids)
Biological process (GO): neural crest cell migration; actin cytoskeleton organization
Molecular function (GO): actin binding
Source: RefSeq, a predicted model, not a curated record